GGGCUGGGCAGUACAGCUGAGGCUCGGGGAAAAGAAGAAGCAGCUUCUGCGGCUGGAUCUCCUCUCUCGGGGUGACAGAGCCCGGGGAGCAGGCAGCACAGGCGCGCGUGGCCCUCCUUCCUGUUCUCCUCCCCUGCGGUUCACCAGCCUUGCAGCCACUUCCCCUGGAGCAGGACCAGGACAGGCACGAGGACCUGCUAUGGGCCACCUGCUUCAGCUUCUCCACCUGGCCGCAUCCAUCUCGACAGUCCUGGCCAAUUGGGGUGUCUCCCGCCCUGUGGCCGUGCAGGGCGUGAAGGGGUCCUGCCUCGUCAUUCCCUGCAUCUUCAGUUUCCCUGACAGCGUGGAGGUGCCCCACAGCAUCACAACCAUCUGGUACUAUGACUACUCGGGAAAUCGGCAGGUGGUUUACCACUCGGGGGGCUCCCAGCAGGUAGAGGCACGCUUUCGUGGCCGUGCCCAGCUGCUGGGGAAUGCCGAGCACAGGGUGUGCAACCUGCUGCUGAAGGACCUGAGCCCCCAGGACUCGGGCGCCUACAGCUUCCGCUUCGAGAUCAGUGAUAUCAACCGCUGGGUAGAUGCCACAGGCACAGCGGUCACUGUGACAGAGGAGCCCAGUGUGCCCACCAUUGCCUCACCGUUACAACUUCGCGAGGGCAUGGAGGUGGACUUCAACUGCUCCACUCCCUACGCGUGCCUGCAGGAGCCCGUCAGCCUGCAGUGGCAAGGCCAGGACCCAGCUCGCUCCGUCACCUCCCAGUUCCAGAAGCUCGAGACCACGGGCAUCAUCCACCGGGAGACCCUCCACAUGGCCCUGACCUGGCAGGACCACGGCCGGACCUUGAGCUGCCAGCUCUCGGUGGCCGGACACAAGACACAGGGCGAGAUUCUCCUCCAAGUGCAGUAUGCCCCCAAAGCUGUGGAGAUCCUCCUCAGCCCCUCGGAGGGGAACAUUCGCUCAGGUGAUCUGGUCACACUCACCUGCAGGGUGAGCAGCAGCUACCCCACGGUCAGUUCUGUGCAGUGGCUCAAGGAUGGGACGCCCCUCAAAUCCCAGAGUUUUGUGCUGCAGUUGCCCCAGGCAUCCUGGGACGAUGCUGGAGUCUACACCUGCCAAGCCAGGAAUGAAGUUGGCUCUUCAGUCUCACCCCCUUUCAGCCUCCACAUCUUCAUGGCUGAGGUCGAGAUGAGCCCAGCAGGCCCCAUCCAGGAGAACCAGACAGUGACGCUGACCUGCAACGUGCCUAAAGAAGCACCCAGCGGGCUGCGCUACAGCUGGUACAAGAACCAUGUCCUGUUGGAGGAUGCUCACAGCCCUACCCUCCAGCUGCGCUCGGCUACCAGGGCCGACACCGGCUUCUACGUCUGUGAGGUGCAGGAUACCCAUGCCAGGGAGCGCUCUAAGCCCGUCAGCGUGGUGGUCAUCCACCCACCCCUUGCCCCCCACCUAACUGCCUUCCUGGAGAUGAAGGCAGGGCUGGUGGGCAUCCUCCAAUGCUCCGUGGUCAGUGAGCCCAUGGCCACCCUGGUGCUGUCACACGGGGGACUUGUCCUGGCCUCUACCUCUGGCGAGGAUGACCUCGGCCCACGCUUCAGUGUCUCCUCUGCCCCCAACUUUCUGCGCCUGGAGAUCCGAGACCUGGGGCUAGCCGACAGCGGGGACUACACGUGCACAGCCACCAACUCCUUUGGGAACACGUCCUCCACCCUGGACUUCCAAGCCAAUGCGGCCCACCUCCUCAUCAGCCCAGCAGCAGAGGUGGUGGAAGGGCAGAUGGUGACGCUGAGCUGCCGGAGUGGCCUGAGCCCAACGCCUGACGUCCGCUUCUCCUGGUACCUGAACGGAGCCCUGCUUCUCGAGGGGCCCAGCAGCAGCCUCCUGCUCCCCGCGGCCUCCCGCUCUGAUGCCGGCUCAUACUACUGCCGCGCCCAGGACAGCCACGGCGCCAGCGGGCCCUCCUCGCCUGCCGUCCUCUCAGUGCUCUACGCCCCCUGCCGGCCCACCCUCACCGCCCGGCUGGACCCCUACACUGAGGGCCUCGGAGAUGGCCGUCGAGGCUUCCUGGAGUGCCGUGUGGACAGCAACCCGCCCGCCCAGCUGCGGCUGCUCCACGGGGACCGUGUAGUGGCUACCUCCCCGGUACCGGGGGGCGGGUGCAGCACGUGUGGGGGCUGCUCCCAGCGCGUAAAGAUCAACCGAGCCCCGAACCUGCUGGGCGUGGAGAUUCUCGACCCCGUGCUGGAGGACGAGGGUGUGUACCUGUGCGAGGCCAGCAACACCCUGGGCAACGCCUCCUCCUCCGUGACCUUCGAUGCUCAGGCCACCGUCCUGGUCAUCACUCCGUCGCACUCGCUGCCAGAGGGCACCGGCGCCAACCUGACUUGCAGUGUUCGACGGGAAGCCGGUGGAGGCCCUGCCAACUUCUCUUGGUUCCGGAACGGGGCACUGUGGACCCAGGGCCCCCUGGAGACGGUGACGCUGCUGCCCGUGGCCAGAACAGAUGCCGCUCUCUACGCCUGCCGCGUCCUCUCUGAGGCCGGCACCCAGCUCUCCGGCACCCAGCUCUCCGCCCCCGUGGUCCUGAGUGUGCUCUAUCCCCCGGACCCUCCGAAGCUGUCAGCCCUCCUGGACGUGGGCCAGGGCCACACGGCUGUGUUUGUCUGCACCGUGGACAGCAGUCCGCCGGCCCAGCUGACCCUGUUCCGUGGGGAACACCUCUUGGCUACCAGCCUGGGGCCCCAGCUCCCAUCCAGUGGCCACUUCCAUGCCAAGGCCAUGGCCAACUCCCUGCAGCUAGAGAUCCGAGACCUGGGCCUUGGGGACUCUGGCAGCUACCGCUGUGAGGCCACAAAUGACCUCGGAUCAGCCAACACCUCCCUCUUCUUCCAGGUCCGAGGAGCCUGGGUCCAGGUGUCACCAUCACCCGAGCUCCAGGAGGGUCAGGCCGUGGUCCUGAGCUGCAAAGUACCCACGGAGGCUCUGGAAGGAACCUCAUACCGCUGGUUUCAUGAUGGCCAGCCUCUCCAGGAGUCGACCUCGGCCACACUCCGCUUUGCAGCCAUAACUUUGAGCCAAGCCGGGGCCUAUCACUGCCAAGCCCAGGCUCCGGGCUCAGCCACCACAAGCCUGGCCACCCCCGUCAGCCUCCACGUGUCCUAUGCCCCACGCCAGGCCACACUCACCACCCUGAUGGACACUGGCCCUGGGCGACUGGGCCUCCUCCUGUGCCGUGUGAACAGCGACCCUCUGGCCCAGCUACGCCUGCUCCGUGGGGACAGCCUGGUGGCCUCCACCCUUCAAGGCGCAGGGGAACUGGCAGGCAGCUCUCCCAGGAUGACGGUGGCUGUGGCCCCCAACACACUGCGCCUGGAGAUCCGCGACGCAGGGCUGGAGGACGAGGGAGUCUACACCUGCGAGGCCACCAACACCCUCGGCCAGACCUCGGCCUCAGCCAGUUUCGAUGCCCAGGCUGUGAGUGUGCAGGUGUUGCCAAAGGCCAGCGUGCAGGAGGGCCAGCCGGUGAACCUGACCUGCCUUGUGUGGACCAGGGACAAGGCUCAGCUCACCUACACCUGGUACCAAGACGGGAAGCAGCGCCCAGGUGCCCACUCCAUCUACCUGCCCAAUGUCACAGUCACCGAUGCUGCCUCCUACCACUGUGGUGUGGUGACCCCUGGCCAGGCACCACGCUUCUCCGGACCUGUCAUCCUUGAUGUCCUCUAUGCGCCCCGCAGCCUGCGCCUGACCUACCUCCUGGAGAGUCGUGGUGGGCGGCUGGCCCUGCUACUGUGCACUGUGGACAGCCACCCACCCGCCCAGCUGGCCCUCAGCCAUGCUGGUCGCCUGCUGGCCUCCUCGACCGAAGCCUCUGUGCCCAACACCCUGCGCCUGGAGCUGCGGGAGCCCAGGCCCAGGGAUGAGGGUCUCUACAGCUGCUCAGCCCGCAGUCCUCUGGGCCAGGUCAACACGUCCCUGGAACUGCGGCUAGAGGGCGUGCAGGUGACCCUGGCUCCGUCAGCCGCUGUGCCCGAGGGGGCCUCCAUCACAGUGACCUGUGAGGACCCUGCUGCCAGCCCACCCACCCUCUAUACCUGGUAUCACAACAACCGUUGGCUGCAGGAAGGGCCCUCCACCUCCCUCUCAAUCCCGGUGGCUACGAGGGCUCAUGCCGGUGCCUACUCAUGCCAAGUCCAGGAUGCCCAGGGCACACGCAGUUCCAGGCCUGCAGCCCUGCAAAUCCUCUAUGCUCCUCGGGAUGCAGUCCUGUCCUCCUUCCGAGACUCAAGGGCCAGCCCCAUGACUGUGGUGCAGUGCACCGUGGACAGCGAGCCACCUGCCGAGCUGGCCCUGUCGCGGGAUGGCAAGGUACUGGCCACCAGCCACGGGGCCCAUGGCUUGGCAUCGGGGACGGGCAAUGUCCAGGUGGCCCGCAACGCCCUGCGGCUACAGGUGCAAGAUGUGCCCUCAGGUGAUGAGAACACCUAUGUCUGCAAGGCCCACAAUCUGCUGGGCUCAGUCAGCACCACAGGGCAGCUACAGGCAGAAGGUGUGCAUGUGGUGGCCGAACCAGGCCUGGAUGUGCCGGAGGGUGCCGCACUGAACCUGAGUUGUCAUCUUCCUGGUGGCCCCAGGCCCAUGGUCAACUCCACUUUCACUUGGUUCUGGAAUGGUCGGCAACUAUAUGCAGAGCCUGUGCCCACCCUUUCCUUCUCCUACGUGUCCCGUGCCCAAGCUGGAGUGUACCACUGCCGGGCUGAGCUCCCCACGGGGACCACCACCUCUGCUCCAGUCAUGCUCCGUGUGCUCUACCCUCCCACGACACCCACCAUGACGGUCUUUGUGGAACCUGAGGGCGGCAUCCAGGGUAUUCUGGACUGCAGAGUGGACAGCGAGCCCCUAGCCAGCCUGACCCUCCACCUUGGCAGUCGAGUGGUGGCCUCCAGCCAGCCCUUGAGCGCUCCAGCAGAGCCCCACAUCCACGUCUCAGCCACCCCCAACGCCUUGAGGGUGGACAUUGAGGAGCUGAGGCCCAGUGACCAGGGAGAAUACGUGUGCUCUGCCUCCAAUGUCCUGGGCUCCGCCUCUGCCUCCACCUACUUUGGAACCAGAGCCCUGCAUCGCCUGCACCUGUUCCAGAGCCUACUCUACUUCCUGGGGCUGCUGGCUGGCCUCCUCGUCCUCCUGUUGGCCCUGGGAGCCUGCUACGUCUGGAGGAGACGUUUUCAUAAGCUGAGAAUGGGUGAGAAUUCCGUGGAGAUGGCUUCUCAGAAGGACAUCAUGCAGGAGGAGGACUCCAAUGGAAUCUCUGAUGACUUGGUCCUGGUAAACAAGGCUGCAAUGGAUCCUGACCCCCUCUGUGAAAAAAACGCUGUGACAUCUAACAUUCUAUGACCUGAUUCCAAACCUCUUGCCCCCAAGGAAAUAGGUGGUGAGAGUAGGGAGUGAACCCUAAUAUACCCAGGAGGAUGUUGACCUUGGAGGACACUGAAGAAAAAGGAGUUGAUCAUGUUGUCCACUUCUUCUCUUUUCUCUGAAUCUCAUCUCUCCAUUUAUCUUCCAAUAUACCUCCUCCUCACAUCCUUCUUGUCCAAACCCAUUCUGGACUGUUUGGAUGGAUUAGAAGAGGAGCUUUCUACUCCUCACACUGUACUAGCACUCUGUACUAGCUAUAAUAUAAGUGCUCUAACAAGAGACCAAAUACAGUAACUUCAACUUGAGAAAAUUUUAUUUCUCUCUCCCAUAUUAGUCUGGAUAUGUUAUUGUGGUUUAAAUUGCUGGUGCUCUGGUUCCUUCUAGCUUAUC
Messenger RNA from Pipistrellus kuhlii (Kuhl's pipistrelle), 5803 nucleotides. It is a transcript of the gene SIGLEC1, whose product is annotated as sialic acid binding Ig like lectin 1. Lineage: Eukaryota; Metazoa; Chordata; Mammalia; Chiroptera; Vespertilionidae. The record is from RefSeq and is a predicted model, not a curated record. The transcript has 22 exons. Bases 200 to 5392 code for a protein of 1730 amino acids.